Erinaceus europaeus (western European hedgehog) is the source of this 954-nucleotide messenger RNA. RefSeq names its product olfactory receptor 13C4. Bases 1 to 954 code for a protein of 317 amino acids. Gene Ontology annotation, biological process: G protein-coupled receptor signaling pathway. Gene Ontology annotation, molecular function: olfactory receptor activity; G protein-coupled receptor activity. The transcript has a single exon. The record is from RefSeq and is a predicted model, not a curated record. Gene Ontology annotation, cellular component: membrane. NCBI's taxonomy places the organism in Eukaryota, Metazoa, Chordata, Mammalia, Eulipotyphla, Erinaceidae.
AUGGAUAAAGUAAAUAAGACAUCUGUGAAAGAGUUCAUUCUUCUGGGUCUUUCUGGUUACCCCAAAAUGGAGGUCAUUCUCUUUGCUGUAAUUCUAGUUAUGUAUCUAGUGAUUCUAAUGGGCAAUGGUGUUCUGAUCAUAGCAAGCAUCUUUGAUUCCCGUCUCCACACUCCCAUGUACUUCUUCCUGGGAAACCUGUCUUUCCUGGAUAUCUGCUAUACAUCCUCCUCUGUGCCCUCAACAUUGGUGAGUUUAAUUUCCAAGAAGAGGAGCAUUUCCUUCUCUGAGUGUACAGUGCAGAUGUUUGUUGGCUUUGCAAUGGGGUCAACAGAGUGUUUGCUUCUUGGCAUGAUGGCUUUUGAUCGCUAUGUGGCCAUCUGCAACCCUUUGAGAUACCCUGUCAUCAUGAGCAAGGUGGUAUAUGUACUGAUGGCUUCUGCUUCAUGGCUUUCUGGUGGAAUCAACUCAAUUGUGCAAACAUCUCUUGCCAUGCAGCUACCUUUCUGUGACAGUAAUGUUAUCAAUCAUUUCUUAUGUGAGAUACUAGCUGUCCUUAAACUGGCCUGUGCUGAUAUAUCCCUCAAUAUUGUUACUCUAACAGUGUCAAAUAUAGUAUUCCUGGCUCUUCCUCUGCUGAUCAUUUUCUUCUCCUAUAUGCUCAUCCUCUACACCAUCUUGAGAAUGAACUCAGCUACAGGGAGACGCAAGGCCUUUUCUACCUGCUCAGCGCACCUGACUGUAGUGGUCAUAUUUUAUGGUACCAUAUUCUUUAUGUAUGCCAAGCCUAAGUCUCAAGAACAGCCUGGCAAAGACAAUUUACAAGCAAGGGAGGGACUUAUUUCCAUGUUUUAUGGAGUGGUUACCCCCAUGUUAAAUCCUAUAAUUUAUAGCUUGAGAAAUAAGGAUGUAAAAGAUGCUGUGAAAUACUUGCUUGGUUGGAAAGCAGUUAACUAA